AUGCCUUCUAAAUUAACUGUAUCUGCAAACGGAGACUUCACCGAUGAAGCCGGUAAUGUCAUCGUUCUCAGAGGGGUCAAUUUUGAUCCAAGUAUUAAAAAUCCAACGAAACCUGUGGACUCUACACAUGUACCCGCAGAUAAUGUAUUUUAUGAAAGUCACGCUUCUGUCAGUUUUGUAGGGCAUCCAAUCCCUUUAGACCAGGUGGAAGUUCAUGUCAGUCACUUUAAAUCUCUCGGUUAUAAUUGUAUCAGAUUUCCAUUCACUUGGGAAGCUCUCGAACAUGAGGGACCCCACAAAUAUGACUACGAAUAUAUGGACUACUGUAUCGACGUUUUGAAGAAGAUUAUGGAACUGGACGGAAUUUAUGUCUAUCUUGACCCUCAUCAGGACGUCUGGUCGAGAUAUUGCGGAGGUUCUGGUUCACCAUACUGGUCUCUAUUAGCUGCUGGGUUUCAGCCAACUAGAUUCAAAGAUACUCAUGCUGCUCUUUUACAAGGAUAUCAUAUGGAUCCCAUUACCGGGAAAGAAUCCAUCAAGGAGCCCUAUCCAAAGAUGGUCUGGGCUACUAACUACUACAAACUAGCUGCUCAAACAAUGUUUACCUUAUUUUUUGCAGGUAAGCAAUUUGCUCCAAAAUGUGUUAUUAAUGGUUUAAAUAUCGAGGAUUAUUUACAAGAGUGCUACAUGGAUGCAAUUAUGACUUUUUACAAAAGAAUUCAAGAAAGAGCACCAGAACUAUUUACUAGCAAUACUGUUAUUGGUUUAGAAAGUAUGAAUGAACCCAAUGAGGGGUACAUUGGUGAAACAAAUUUAGGUGCCAUUGGUAAGGAGAGAACUUUCAAUGUUGGCUUAACACCAACAGGAUUUCAGAGUCUUAUUAUGGGUGAAGGUUUUGAUACAAUUAUUGACGUAUACGAGUCUUCAGUAUCCGGGCCUCAUAAAGUUGGUACCAAAAACUUCAAGUGCAAUGGUAAGAAGGCUUGGUUAAGUUCGGAAGAAAGAGACGUCGUUGACGCUAAGUAUGGUUGGACUCGUAACCCAGAUUGGAAAGCUGGAGAGUGUAUUUGGAAACAGCACGACGUUUGGGAAGUAGGCACAGAUGGUAGGCCAAACUUGCUGAUUCCAGAUUAUUUUUCAAAGUCAACUUCUCCAGGAGAACGUAUUGAUAUUGUCUAUUUUAUUAACACGCAAUUCAUCAACUACUACAAGAGACUUUAUCACAAAUUUAGAGCCAUUGAUUCCGAGCAUUUUAUUAUAGCCCAACCAACAGUCUAUCAAGUUCCUCCAAAAUUGACAGACUAUGGCGUUUUAGAUAAUAAAACUAUAUGUGCCUCCCAUUUUUACGAUUUCGUAUCGUGGGUCAUGAAAACCUGGAACACUGAAUUUAAUUUUGAUACGAUUAAGCAAGUUCGUAAUGAAUGUACUCAUCCAAAGGAUGUUCUCGUCGAAGGUGAAGAUGCCAUUAGAAACGUUUUUAGAGAGCAACUAAAACGUAUGAAGGAUGAGAUUACAGAUAUUGUGGGUAACAAUAUUCCAUUAAUUUUUACAGAGAUAGGUAUGCCACUUGACAUGGAAGACAAGAAAGCAUACAGAAACGGUGAUUAUUCCACACAGACCAAGGCUAUCGAUGCUUUGCAUUACGCUCUUGAAAGUAAUAAUCUCUCAUACAGUUUCUGGUGUUACUGUUCUGUAAAUUCACAUGAAUGGGGUGAUGAUUGGAAUAAUGAAGAUUUUUCAAUUUGGUCUCCAGACGAUAUCAAGUUUCCUGUUAAACCUUUACCUGAUAUCUCUUUGGAGAGAAUUGACAGUUCCAUCCAGACAAAAUCAUUAAUCUCAGAUUUUGCAGUUUCGCCUGUAAUGAAGAAAGAAAAAGUGAAUCUAAGUGGAUACCGGGCAAUUGAUGCUUUAGUAAGACCCUUUCCUAUUAAAAUUUCUGGUUUCUUCUCUCAUGCUGCGUUUGAUUUACCAUCGAGAGCUUAUUCUUUAUCUGUUAUAGGCAAGGAAGCUGAUUCUUCCACAUAUAUAUACUUGCCCUCUUAUCAUCUUCCAAUUGAUAAGGUUACAGUUGACAUUUCUACAGGAAAAUUAGAAUUUGAUCCUGAAUACGAUAUUUUGAAGUGGGAACAUGGUGCUGGGGAGCAAACAUUAAAUGUUAUGGGAAAUUACUAA
Molecule: messenger RNA, 2172 nt
Organism: Kazachstania africana CBS 2517
Lineage: Eukaryota; Fungi; Ascomycota; Saccharomycetes; Saccharomycetales; Saccharomycetaceae
Exons: 1
Coding region: 1-2172 (723 amino acids)
Biological process (GO): carbohydrate metabolic process; ergosteryl 3-beta-D-glucoside catabolic process
Molecular function (GO): steryl-beta-glucosidase activity
Source: RefSeq, a predicted model, not a curated record